AUGAGAUCUUCUGAUGAGGAGGAGAAUGAGCGAAUCAAAGAAGCGCAAAUGCAAGAUCCAAAGUUGGUAAAAACUCGAGAUAGGGUUUUGGCUGGGAAAGCUAGUGAUUUUUCAGUGUUAGAGACGAGAAUGUUGCAAUUCAGGAAUCGUGUUUGUGUACCUAUGGAUGAUGGUAUUAAAAGAGAGAUUAUGGAUGAGUCUCAUACGACUCCUUACUCAGUUCAUCCAGGGUUAACAAAGAUGUAUCAAGACCUAAAAGAAAUGUUUUGGUGGCAAAGCAUGAAGAAUGACAUUGCUGAAGAAAUUGUUCGUCGUUAUGGUUUCUCAAAGUCUAUUGUUUCGGAUAGAGAUCUGAAUUUCACAUCAAGAUUCUGGGAAAGCAUGAAGAAUGACAUUGCUGAUUAUGUUGCUAAGUGUCUUACCUGCCAGCGAAUAAAGGCUAAACAUAAGAGGCCUGCACGGUUAUUGGAGCCAUUGAACAUACCAGAGUGGAUAUGGGAAGAUAUUCCUAUGGACUUCGUGGUAGGUUUGGAUAGAACAACGAGACAGUUUGACUGUGUGUGGGUCAUAGUGGAAAGGUUAACAAAGUCAGCGCCCUUCCUACUUGUUCGGACGAAUUUUUCCAUCGACCAGUUUGCUGAGUUAUAUGUCAGAGAAAUUGUUCGUCGUUAUGGUGUCUCAAAGUCUAUUGUUUCGGAUAGAGAUCCGAAUUUUACAUCAAGAUUCUUGGAGAGUCUACAUUGA
Cannabis sativa is the source of this 744-nucleotide messenger RNA. RefSeq lists its product as uncharacterized. Lineage: Eukaryota; Viridiplantae; Streptophyta; Magnoliopsida; Rosales; Cannabaceae. The transcript has 4 exons. The record is from RefSeq and is a predicted model, not a curated record. Gene Ontology annotation, molecular function: nucleic acid binding. Bases 1 to 744 code for a protein of 247 amino acids.